Messenger RNA from Aspergillus pseudoviridinutans, 651 nucleotides. Its product is annotated as ankyrin repeat domain-containing protein. Lineage: Eukaryota; Fungi; Ascomycota; Eurotiomycetes; Eurotiales; Aspergillaceae. Bases 1 to 651 code for a protein of 216 amino acids. Gene Ontology annotation, molecular function: protein binding. The record is from RefSeq and is a predicted model, not a curated record. The transcript has a single exon.
AUGCAGUCCAGAUUCAAGGAAAGACUCUCCUACCAGACCAACCCCCAAGAGCUUGAGCAGUUCAUGAAGCAGAACAAGACCAAACACGACACUCGCGCUCAGGAGCCCUCAAAGCCCGAGGAGCCCGCGAAGCAGCUUCGCCAAGAGCGAACUGCUCUCCACGACGCAGCCGAAUUCGGCUAUCCCAACUUCGCCCUCACCUUCAUCGAACACGGGGAUGAUAUAAAUGCUGUAGAUGCAAAAGGACGCACUCCCCUCCACGUUGCUGUACAAGCAGAAAGAGAGGAGAUGGUGCUCCUCCUCAUAGAGAAAGGAGCAGAUGUGAACACCAAAGACAACGAUGGACUCACCCCUCUACAUUUCGCUGUCGUGCUGCGUUCACUGGCCUUGGCCCGCCUACUUCUGCAGGCUGGAGCAAACCCACGCGCUGAAAAUGCGUAUGGGCACACCCCGUUCCUCUUUGCUUACUUGUUUGGGGAAAAUGAGAUUCUGGAGGGCUUUACCGAGACGAGCCGUUCACAACUUGAAGCAGUGUCGUCCAGCACGCUUCGUGGAUACCUGGUCAACAUGCGCCGUUGGGCCAAGAUGAGAUCCGUGUGUUGUAAUCAGAGAGUAUGCGGAGCUGUAGUUGUUGCUACACGAAGGCUCUGA